Molecule: messenger RNA, 1367 nt
Organism: Macrobrachium nipponense
Lineage: Eukaryota; Metazoa; Arthropoda; Malacostraca; Decapoda; Palaemonidae
Product: acanthoscurrin-2-like
Exons: 2
Coding region: 23-685 (220 amino acids)
Source: RefSeq, a predicted model, not a curated record
UGAGUACCUGACCGACCUUAACAUGGAAUUCUUCCGAGCGAUAAGCGGCUUCCUCCUCGUUUCCUUCGUUGCUGCCGACGGAGUUAAACUCGGAGCCGUGCAUGGGGGAGGCCUCGACGUAGGUCUGCCAGUCGGAGGCGGAGAAGGAGGACUCUACCGCGGAGACGUGGAAAUCUUAGGGCACGGCGGCGGCGGCGUUAAGCACGGCGGCCACGUGCACGGGCUCUUUCCUCACGAGUUCGUCACGGGCAUUCAGUCGGCCAAGUUGGUGAAAUCUGAACUGCGACUACCUGGAUUAUACCCAGACGGGAUUCCCCACGUGGUAGGAGGCAACUUCGGCGGUCACCACGGGGGUAGCAUCAUCUCUGGAGGCGGGCUUCACGGUGGAAGUGUAGUCGCUGGAGGACAUCCCGGUGGCCACUUGGGAGUCGGAGGACAUCUUGGUGGAGACGUAGUGGUUGGAGGAGGAGGACAUCACGGUGAGGGUGUUUUCCUUGACGACGGAGGAUUCGGAAGCCAUCACACUUUGGGCGGCGGGCACUUGGGCGGAGGUCUGGCCCACGGGGCUGACAUUUUCGUGAGCGACGGCCACAUCAACUCGAUCGGCGGGGGACACAACGCGAUUCAUCGCGGCGAUGUCUUUCUUGGAGGGCAUCACGGUGGGGGAUACCUCGGCGGGUGGUGAAACGAUCGGGAGGAGGUUCUCGCGCCAGCGUAGGUGGGAAAAUGGGUCAUUCUGACGUAGGCUACGUCUAAUAGAUUCAGUUUCCAGAGUUGGAAUUCAUGUUUCUCAUCGUUGCAUCGUCGCCAUGACUUUCGAGUUGUUGAAUAUUUUGUCUUUUACUGUCGUUGUCAAAUUGUCAGGGCUAAAUUUAUAUUAAAGAAGAAAACCAAAUUCAAGACAGCCAUGCUUAGAAACAGGUUCUUCAUCCGUAAAGGGAAACGUUUUUUUUUUUUUUUUUUUUUUUUUUAGGUACUAAUGAAUGAAUAGCCAUAAAGCAUGAUAAAGCUGUGCACAUAUGAAAAGAGGAGCAAAUUUCUCAGUUUUUAAAAGAUGGUUAUGGUACGUGAGUCUCACAGGUAUCUAUGUCCUGAGAACGUUCACGAAUCAACAACAAAUGGUUACUAACUCUUGAAAGUAAGAAUUUUUCCAAUAAAUUAGGUAACUGAUGCACUGAGAAAUUUCUCUCUCUACUCUUUAGUCCAAUGUGAUAUUAGUCAAAUGGUACUGAAUAUUUUGUACCAUCUUUCAAAUAUUCUGUUUGUUUAUAUUUUCCAUGAAACUUUUAUUCCCAAUUGUCAAUUAUUAUGACACACAUAUGAAUUUAUCCUUGUAUUUUUGUUAAAAAAUAAAAAGCUUGACUUUA